Molecule: messenger RNA, 10596 nt
Organism: Gekko japonicus
Lineage: Eukaryota; Metazoa; Chordata; Lepidosauria; Squamata; Gekkonidae
Gene: CSMD3
Product: CUB and Sushi multiple domains 3
Exons: 69
Coding region: 1-10596 (3531 amino acids)
Biological process (GO): regulation of dendrite development
Source: RefSeq, a predicted model, not a curated record
AUGGAGCUUUGGGAGGAGUUCCUGAAUGAGGCUGUUUUUUCAGAAAAUGUUUGUCCAGGUUUGCUUAAAUCAGCCCCACAGUUUCUGAAGAAGCAAGAAAAGUUGGCAGGAUUUAUUUAUACAUGUGGUGGAACUUUAAAAGGACUUAAUGGUACAAUAGAAAGCCCCGGCUUCCCAUAUGGAUAUCCAAAUGGUGCAAACUGUACAUGGGUAAUAAUUGCAGAAGAAAGAAAUAGAAUACAGAUAGUAUUUCAAUCUUUUGCUCUAGAAGAAGAAUAUGACUAUUUAUCAUUAUAUGAUGGGCAUCCUCAUCCUACGAACUUCAGGACAAGACAUUGCCUUUUCCAACAGGUUAAAGAAUUACAGAGCAGUUCUUGUGGAAAUCCUGGAGUUCCACCCAAAGGCAUCUUGUAUGGUGCAAGGUUUGAUGUUGGUGAUAAAAUCCGAUACAGCUGCGUGACAGGAUACAUCUUGGAUGGACACCCCCAGCUCACUUGUAUAGCAAACUCAGUGAACACAGCAUCCUGGGAUUUUCCAGUUCCUAUCUGCAGAGCGGAGGAUGCAUGCGGAGGGACCAUGAGGGGAUCCAGUGGCAUCAUCUCUAGCCCUAAUUUCCCUAAUGAAUAUCACAAUAAUGCAGACUGCACGUGGACCGUUGUGGCCGAGCCUGGAGACACCAUUUCACUCAUAUUUACGGAUUUUCAAAUGGAAGAGAAAUAUGAUUACUUGGAAAUAGAAGGUUCAGAACCACCCACAAUAUGGUUGUCUGGAAUGAACAUACCUCCUCCGAUUAUCAGCAACAAAAACUGGCUCCGACUUCAUUUUGUAACAGACAGCAACCACCGAUAUCGUGGGUUUAGUGCUCCCUAUCAAGGUUCUUCUUCCACUUUGACCCAAACUGCCUCCACUGGUGAGUUAGAGGAGGAUAUUGCGGCUACUGCUGGUGAUUUUACUGUUGCUAGCACAUCUGCUGAUGUUACUGUAUCCAGUGUUACUGCUGUCACCAGCCCUAGAAUAUCCGAAGAACAGCGAGUGCAAGCUGUGAAUCUCAGAAAAUCUGAUCUGGAGCUCGCCACUUCCAAGGAGUCGCUCUCCCUUCAAUCAGCACAUACCCAAAGUACAAGAAGACGGCCAAGAAAUGCUGAACAGAUAGAAAGAACUAAAGAGCUUGCAGUUGUUACUCAUAGAGUGAAAAAGGCCAUAGAUUUUAAAUCUAGAGGAUUUAAAUUGUUUCCAGGGAAAGACAACAGCAACAAGUUUUCUAUCUUAAAUGAAGGAGGUAUUAAACAGGCAUCCAAUUUGUGUCCUGAUCCUGGAGAACCUGAGAAUGGAAAACGGAUAGGCUCAGAUUUUAGCCUGGACUCAACAGUACAGUUUUCUUGUGAUGAAGACUAUGUACUACAGGGUGCAAAAAGUAUCACCUGUCAGAGAAUAGCAGAGGUUUUUGCUGCUUGGAGUGAUCAUAGGCCAGUGUGCAAAGUAAAGACUUGUGGAUCUAAUCUUCAGGGGCCCAGUGGAAUCUUCACAUCCCCAAACUUCCCAUUCCAGUAUGACAGUAAUGCUCAGUGUGUUUGGGUCAUCACAGCUAUCAACCCAAACAAGGUGAUUCAGAUUAAUUUUGAAGAAUUCGAUCUGGAGAUUGGCUAUGACACACUAACAAUUGGCGAUGGAGGAGAAGUGGGUGAUCCCAGAACAGUCCUUCAAGUGUUAACAGGAAGCUUCGUGCCAGAUUUAAUUGUCAGCAUGAACCAUCAGAUGUGGCUGCAUCUCCAAACGGAUGAAAGUGUGGGUUCAAUUGGCUUCAAAGUUAACUACAAAGAGAUUGAAAAAGAAAGCUGUGGGGAUCCUGGAACUCCAUUAUAUGGCAUUAGAGAAGGGGAUGGAUUUUCCAAUCGUGACGUGUUAAGGUUUGAGUGUCAGUUUGGGUUUGAACUGAUUGGAGAAAAAUCUAUUGUUUGUCAAGAGAACAAUCAGUGGUCGGCAAACAUACCCAUCUGCAUUUUUCCUUGUCUUUCUAAUUUCACGGCACCGAUGGGGACUGUUCUUUCUCCGGAUUACCCAGAGGGAUAUGGAAAUAAUUUGAAUUGCAUCUGGACAAUCAUUUCAGACCCAGGAAGUCGCAUUCAUCUCUCUUUUAAUGACUUUGACUUGGAGUCCCAGUUUGACUUCCUUGCAAUUAAAGAUGGUGACUCUCCAGAUUCUCCAAUACUUGGAACAUUCACUGGAGCUGAAGUGCCCUCCCAUCUGACUAGUAACAGUCAUAUUUUACGUCUGGAAUUUCAAGCUGACCACUCAAUGUCAGGACGUGGAUUUAAUAUCACAUAUAACACCUUUGGACAUAAUGAGUGUCCUGAUCCUGGGAUACCAAUCAAUGCACGGCGUUUUGGUGACAACUUUCAACUGGGAAGUUCAAUCUCUGUCAUUUGUGAAGAAGGUUUUAUUAAAACUCAAGGAACUGAAACAAUCACUUGUGUAUUGAUGGAUGGGAAGGUUAUGUGGAGUGGACCGAUCCCUAAGUGUGGAGCUCCAUGUGGUGGGCAUUUUUCUUCUCCCAGUGGAGUCAUCCUUUCUCCAGGCUGGCCUGGGUAUUAUAAAGACUCCUUGAAUUGUGAGUGGGUGAUUGAAGCUGAACCAGGACACUCUAUCAAAAUUACAUUUGAAAGAUUCCAGACAGAACUCAAUUACGAUGUUCUAGAAGUGCAUGAUGGACCCAACCUUUUGUCACCUCUUCUAGGAUCUUACAAUGGCACACAAGUCCCCCAGUUUUUAUUCAGUAGCAGCAAUUUCAUUUACCUUCUCUUUACAACAGACAAUAGCCGCUCUAAUAAUGGAUUCAAGAUCCACUAUGAAAGUGUAACAGUUAACACCUACUCUUGUUUGGAUCCUGGCAUACCAGUCCAUGGCCGUCGUUAUGGGCAUGACUUUUCCAUUGGAUCAACAGUAUCAUUUGGUUGUGACCCAGGUUACAGACUGAGCCAUGAAGAGCCUCUGCUCUGUGAAAAGAACCACUGGUGGAGCCACCCACUUCCUACUUGUGAUGCUUUGUGUGGAGGAGAUGUUAGAGGGCCAAGUGGAACUAUUUUAUCUCCGGGUUACCCUGAACUCUAUCCGAAUUCACUGAAUUGUACAUGGACUGUGGAUGUUACCCAUGGAAAAGGAGUGCAGUUCACCUUUCAUACCUUUCAUUUGGAAGAUCAUCACGACUACUUGCUAAUCACGGAGAACGGCAGCUUCACCCGGCCACUGGCACGCCUGACUGGCUCAGAACUUCCGUCGGCAAUCAAUGCGGGUCUCUAUGGAAAUUUCAGGGCUCAGUUGCGCUUCAUUUCUGACUUUUCAAUAUCAUAUGAAGGAUUUAAUAUUACUUUCUCUGAAUAUAACCUUGAACCCUGUGAGGAUCCUGGGACCCCGCAAUUUGGAAGCAGAAUAGGGUUUAACUUUGGAGUAGGAGACACUUUAACAUUCUCCUGUUCAUCUGGAUACCGUUUAGAGGGAGCUUCAGAGAUUAUCUGUCUUGGUGGUGGCCGACGUGUGUGGAGUGCACCUCUGCCCAGGUGUGUGGCUGAAUGCGGAGCAUCUGCUACAAAUAAUGAAGGAAUUUUGCUGUCCCCCAAUUACCCACUCAACUAUGAAAACAACCAUGAAUGUAUUUACAGCAUUCAAGUACAAGCAGGGAAGGGAAUCAAUAUAUCUGCCAGAACAUUUCAUUUAGCACAAGGAGAUGUUCUUAAGAUAUAUGACGGAAGGGACAACACAGUACACUUGCUGGGGGCAUUUACUGGAGCGUCACUGCGAGGACUGACGCUGAGCAGCACUUCAAAUCAUCUUUGGCUUGAAUUUAAUUCAGAUUCUGAAGGAACGGAUGAAGGUUUUCAACUUGUAUAUACCAGUAAGUAUUUCAGAAAGCAGGAAGCAGAACAAACUAUUGAUUAUGGGAGCGACAAGCUUUCUGUCCAUUGCCUCCAGUUUCUUGCAUUCGAUACUGAAGCGUCGCAUGAUAUACUCCGUGUUUGGGAUGGUCCACCUGAAAAUGACAUGCUACUAAAAGAAAUCAGUGGUUCUCUUAUUCCAGAAGGCAUCCACAGUACUCUGAACAUAGUAACAAUCCAGUUUGACACAGACUUUUAUAUCAGCAAAUCGGGAUUUGCCAUCCAGUUUUCAAGCUCUGUAGCAACAGCUUGCCGUGACCCCGGUGUCCCCAUGAAUGGAACCAGAAAUGGGGAUGGAAGAGAGCCUGGAGACACAGUCAUUUUUCAGUGUGACCCUGGCUAUGAAUUGCAAGGAGAUGAGAGAAUAACCUGCAUUCAGGUAGAAAAUCGGUACUUCUGGCAGCCCAACCCACCAGUCUGUAUAGCACCUUGUGGAGGCAAUUUGACAGGCUCAUCAGGUUUUAUUCUUUCACCAAAUUUCCCUCAUCCUUAUCCCCAUAGCAGAGACUGUGACUGGACUAUCACUGUCAAUAAUGACUAUGUAAUAUCAUUAGCAUUUAUCAGCUUCAGUAUCGAACCAAACUAUGACUUUCUCUAUAUCUAUGAUGGGCCAGACAGCAAUAGUGCUCUUAUAGGAAGCUUUCAAGACAGCAAGUUACCAGAAAGGAUAGAAAGCAGUUCAAACUCCAUGCACUUGGCUUUUCGGAGUGAUGGAUCUGUUAGUUUUACUGGUUUCCACUUGGAAUAUAAAGCCAAACUCCGUGAGUCCUGCUUUGAUCCUGGUAAUAUAAUGAAUGGCACAAGGCUUGGAAUGGAUUAUAAACUGGGUUCAACAGUCACAUAUUACUGUGAUGCGGGUUAUGUUCUUCAAGGUUACUCUACACUCACUUGUAUCAUGGGAGAUGAUGGGAGACCUGGAUGGAACAGAGCCUUACCCAGCUGCCAUGCUCCUUGUGGAAGUCGAUCAACGGGCUCUGAAGGCACAGUUUUAUCACCAAACUAUCCUAAAAACUACAGCAUAGGACAUAACUGCAUUUACUCUAUUGCUGUCCCUAAGGAGUUCGUGGUAUUUGGCCAGUUUGUAUUUUUCCAGACAUCACUUCACGACGUGGUUGAGGUAUAUGACGGCCCAACUCAACAGUCGUCUUUAUUAUCUUCUCUCUCGGGAUCACACUCAGGAGAAUCCCUUCCCUUGAGUUCAGGUAACCAGAUUACCAUUCGAUUUACUUCAGUCGGACCUGUAACAGCUAAAGGAUUUCACUUUGUAUAUCAAGCGGUUCCAAGGACAAGUGCAACACAAUGCAGUUCAGUGCCUGAACCAAGAUUUGGGAAAAGGAUUGGAAAUGAAUUUGCAGUUGGUUCAUUGGUUCUUUUUGAAUGUAAUCCAGGCUAUAUACUCUAUGGAUCAAUAGCAAUUAGAUGUGACACUGUGCCUAAUGCCCUGGCACAGUGGAAUGAUUCUCUUCCUACAUGUGUUGUGCCCUGUGGAGGAAUUUUAACUAAGCGCAAAGGUACCAUUUUGUCCCCUGGUUACCCUGAGCCAUAUGAUAACAACCUGAAUUGUGUAUGGAAGAUCACAGUGCCAGAAGGAGCUGGAAUCCAAGUACAAGUUAUAAGUUUUGCAACAGAGCAUAACUGGGACUCUUUGGAUUUUUAUGAUGGCGCUGACAAUAAUGCUCCACGGCUCGGAAGCUAUUCAGGAACAACAAUACCUCCACUUCUCAACAGUACGUCCAACAAUUUAUACCUGAACUUUCAAUCGGAUAUUAGUGUGUCAGCUGCUGGAUUCCACCUAGAAUACACAGCUAUAGGUUUGGACUCUUGCCCUGAACCACAGACCCCAAACAGUGGUAUUAAAAUAGGAGACAGGUACAUGGUUGGAGAUGUGGUUUCCUUCCAGUGCGAUCAGGGAUAUUCUCUUCAGGGACAUUCCCAUAUCACCUGUAUGCCUGGACCUGUAAGAAGAUGGAAUUACCCUAUUCCUAUUUGCUUAGCACAGUGUGGUGGUUCUAUGUCAGACUUCAGUGGAGUGAUUCUGAGCCCAGGCUUUCCUGGAAAUUAUCCUAGCAGUUUGGACUGCACAUGGACAAUCAUGCUGCCUAUUGGUUUUGGUGUGCACUUACAGUUUGUAAAUUUUUCAACGGAGACAAUACAUGAUUAUUUGGAAGUCAGAAGUGGAUCAACAGAUACUAGUACUGUUAUUGGAAGACUCAGUGGCCCACAGUUACCACCUUCUCUUUUUAGUACAACCCACGAGACUAACUUAUAUUUUCAUAGUGACUAUUCUCAGAACAAACAGGGGUUUCAUAUUGCUUACCAAGCAUAUCAGUUGCAGAGUUGUCCUGAUCCACGCCCCUUUCGCAAUGGUUUUGUCAUUGGAACGGACUUUACUGUAGGGCAAACCGUUUCAUUUGAAUGUUACCCUGGAUACACUUUAAUUGGAAACUCAGCACUUACUUGCCUUCAUGGGAUCAGUCGGAAUUGGAACCACCCUCUUCCAAGGUGUGAAGCUCUUUGUGGAGGAAAUAUAACUUCAAUGAAUGGCACCAUAUACUCUCCAGGCUACCCUGAUGAGUAUCCCAACUUCCAGGACUGUUUUUGGCUUGUAAGAGUACCACCAGGAAAUGGCAUCUAUAUCAACUUCACUGUUCUUCAAACAGAGCCAAUAUACGAUUUCAUAACUGUCUGGGAUGGGCCUGACCAAAGUUCUCCACAGAUUGGACAGUUUAGCGGCAACACUGCAUUGGAGUCAGUCUACAGCACUUCAAACCAAAUACUCAUCAAGUUCCACAGUGACUUCACAACAAGUGGCUUCUUUGUGCUCAGUUAUCAUGCAUACCAACUUCGAGUGUGUCAGCCUCCACCUACUAUACCGAAUGCUGAAAUUCUGACUGAGGAUGACGAAUUUGAAAUAGGGGACAUAAUAAGGUAUCAGUGUCUACCAGGGUUUACAUUGGUUGGUAAUGAGAUUCUGACAUGUAGAUUGGGAGAAAGGCUACAGAUGGAUGGAGCACCGCCUGCUUGCCAAGUGCUUUGUCCUGCAAAUGAAUUGCGCCUGGAUUCAACAGGAGUGAUAUUGAGCCCUGGCUACCCAGAUAGCUACCCAAACCUCCAAAUGUGUGCAUGGACCAUUACUGUGGAAAAGGGCUAUAAUAUUAGCCUUUACUUUGAAUUCUUUCAAACGGAAAAGGAAUUUGAUAUACUUGAGGUGUUUGAUGGACCAAACAGUCACAGUCCACUGCUAAUCUCCCUAAGUGGAGAUUAUUCUUCCUCUCUAAAUGUAACCAGCAGUGGCCAUGAAGUUUUCCUCCGAUGGUCAGCAGACCAUGGCACCAACAAAAAGGGUUUCAGGAUAAGAUAUAUAGCUCUUUACUGCAGUACUCCAGAGUCACCUCCUCAUGGGUUCAUUGUCAGUCAGACAGGCGGACAGCUCAACAGUGUGGUUCGCUGGGCUUGUGACCGAGGAUAUCGGCUCGUUGGGAAGAGUACUGCUGUAUGUAGGAAAUCUCCCAAUGGAUAUCAUGCAUGGGAUGUACCUGUCCCAGCUUGUCAAGCUAUAUCUUGUGGAAUUCCAAAAGCACCAGCGAAUGGUGGGAUACUGACAACAGACUAUUUAGUAGGCACGAGAGUUACUUAUUUCUGCAAUGAUGGAUAUAGGCUAUCGUCCAAGGAACUUACAACUGCAGCCUGCCAGCCAGAUGGCACAUGGAGCAACCACAACAAAACACCUCGUUGUGUAGUUGUUACAUGCCCAAGCAUCAAUUCAUUCACCUUGGAACAUGGGAGAUGGCGAAUAGUGAAUGGCUCUCACUAUGAAUACAAAACAAAAGUUGUUUUCAGCUGUGACCCUGGGUACCAUGGAUUGGGACCAGAAUCCAUUGAAUGCCUUGCCAAUGGAACAUGGAGUUGGAGAAAUGAGAGACCAUACUGCCAAAUCAUUUCAUGUGGAGAACUUCCUAUACCUCCAAAUGGGAAUAAGAUUGGAACUCAAAUCACAUAUGGAUCGACAGCAAUUUUUACAUGUGAUUUGGGAUUCAUGCUGGUGGGUUCAGCUGUAAGGGAAUGUCUGUCAUCUGGACUAUGGAGUGGAACUGAAACAAGGUGUUUAGCGGGCCAUUGUGGUAUUCCAGAUCUUAUAGUCAAUGGUCAAGUAAUUGGAGAAAAUUAUGGGUACAGAGACACCGUUGUGUACCAGUGCAAUCCUGGCUUUCGACUGAUUGGUUCAUCUGUACGAAUAUGCCAGCAAGAUCACAACUGGUCUGGUCAACUUCCAGCCUGUGUGCCUGUUAGCUGUGGUCAUCCCGGUAGUCCAAUUUAUGGACGAACAAGUGGGAAUGGUUUCAACUUCAAUGACGUUGUGACAUUCUCUUGCAACACUGGCUAUGUCAUGCAAGGACCAACAAAAGCCCAGUGUCAAGCAAACAGGCAGUGGAGCCAUCCACCACCGAUAUGUAAAGUGGUCAACUGUACUGAUCCAGGAAUUCCUGCAAAUUCCAUACGAGAAAGUAAAAUUGAGCAUGGAAAUUUUACCUAUGGCACUGUUGUUUUUUAUGACUGCAAUCCUGGAUAUUUUUUAUUUGGAUCUUCAGUUUUAGUCUGCCAGCCAAAUGGUCACUGGGAUAAACCUUUGCCAGAAUGCAUUAUGAUUGACUGUGGUCAUCCUGGCAUUCCUCCCAAUGCAAUCCUGUCUGGAGAAAAAUACACAUUUGGUUCCACUGUUCGUUACUCCUGUACGGGAAGACGAUCACUAAUUGGACCAGCAUCUCGGACAUGCCAGUUGAAUGGACACUGGAGUGGAUCUAUGCCUCAUUGCUCAGGUGAUAAUGCAGGAUCUUGUGGUGAUCCAGGAACCCCAGGUCAUGGUUCAAGAGAAGAAAGCAAUUUUAGAAUUAAAAGUGCUGUGCAAUUCUCUUGUGAGCUUGGUUACAUUCUUCAUGGAUCAGAGGAAAGGACAUGUCUAGCAAAUGGAAGUUGGACAGGAAGGCAACCAGAAUGUAAAGCUGUGCAGUGUGGUAACCCUGGAACAACUGCGAAUGGGAAGGUUUUUCGGAUAGAUGGCACAACGUUUGCUAGUUCUGUAAUCUAUUCCUGCAUGGAAGGCUAUAUUCUGUCUGGCUCUUCUGUAAGACAGUGUACUGCCAAUGGAACAUGGUCUGGUUCCUUACCCAAUUGUACAAUAAUCAGUUGUGGGGAUCCAGGUGUCCCAGCCAAUGGCCUAAGAUAUGGUGAUGAUUUUGUUGUGGGACAAAACGUUACAUAUAUGUGCCAGCCAGGGUACACAAUGGAAUCCAACAGCUCCAGAUUUCGGACUUGCACCACUAAUGGCACAUGGAGUGGAAUGCUCCCUACAUGUAAAGCUGUUACCUGUCCAACUCCACCCCAAAUCUCUAAUGGAAGACAGGAAGGAACAAAUUUUGACUGGGGCUUUAGCAUUAGCUAUGUCUGCUCACCUGGCUAUGAGCUAUCUUUUCCUGCUGUUUUGACCUGUGUUGGUAAUGGAACAUGGAGUGGCGAAGUACCUCAGUGUUUACCAAAGUUUUGUGGCGAUCCAGGAGUACCUUCACAAGGCAAAAGGGAAGGCAAGAGCUUCAUAUACCAGUCAGAAAUCUCUUUCAGCUGUAAUCUUCCAUAUGUAUUGGUUGGGUCCAGUACUCGGAUAUGUCAAGCAGAUGGUACUUGGAGUGGGUCAUCUCCCCGUUGCAUAGAACCAAGUCGAACAGCAUGUGAAAACCCUGGAAUUCCCCGUCAUGGAUCACAAAACAAUACAUUUGGUUAUCAGGUAGGAAAUGUCAUACAGUUCCAGUGUAAGAAAGGAUACCUCCUUCAGGGCUCCACAACUCGCACUUGCCUUCCCGAUCUUACAUGGAGUGGGAUUCAGCCAGAAUGUAUACCUCACAGUUGUAAGCAGCCAGAAUCUCCAGCUCAUGUGAAUGUUGAAGGAAUGGAUCUUCCCUCCCUUGGCUAUACUCUGAUAUAUACCUGCCAACCAGGGUAUUUCUUAGCAGGAGGAUCGGAACACAGAGUCUGCAGAUCUGAUGGCACUUGGACAGGGAAGGUUCCUGUUUGUGAAGCUGGUUCCAAAAUAUUGGUGAAAGACCCUAGACCAGCUUUGGGAACACCCAGUCCCAAAUUAAAUGUUCCUGAUGACGUGUUUGCCCAAAAUUACAUAUGGGUAUAUAAAAGCCAAGAAGCCCGUUUAAUGCUCCAUAUAUAUCUCAUUAAAGCACCAUCCCAUACUUCGCUGAACAAACUGAAGGAGGAAAAAUGGGCAAUGGAUGGUUUUGUUUCGGCUGAACCUGAUGGUGCUACCUAUGUUUUUCAAGGAUUUAUCCAGGGUAAAGAUUAUGGGCAGUUUGGACUACAAAGAUUAGGACUUAACAUGUCUGAAGGUUCAAAUUCUUCAAACCAACCACAUGGUACAAACAGCAGUUCUGUGGCCAUUGCUAUUCUCGUGCCUUUUUUUGCCCUUAUAUUAGCAGGAUUUGGGUUUUACCUUUAUAAACAAAGAACUGCCCCUAAAACACAGUAUACAGGAUGUUCUGUGCAUGAAAAUAACAAUGGGCAAGCUGCUUUUGAAAAUCCCAUGUACGACACCAACGCAAAGUCCGUCGAAGGGAAGGCUGUACGGUUUGAUCCCAACUUGAACACGGUUUGCACAAUGGUAUAA